GUGAUGACAUCAUCACGGUCCUACAGCCUGCUCUUUUAAUGACUGUUGGGCCUGCUGAUCUGUGUCCUUGUUGGUGGUGGUGUGUUGUGUCGGAUCUGUCACUGUCUGGGAUCGCUCAGUUCAGGUGUUCUCUUGUCAUGGUGGGAGCAGGGGCGGACUGACCAUUUGGAAACUCGGGCACUGCCCGAGGGCCCGGGGUCAGUAGGGGGCCCCAUGAGAUGCCCCUGGUAUCUUUUUCAUAGGUUUUUUUGAGUUUGGGCAAGGACACAGGGGCCCCAUGAUCCCCUAUUGCCCGGGGGCCCCAUGA
Messenger RNA from Staurois parvus, 307 nucleotides. The record is from the annotation of a GenBank genome assembly. NCBI's taxonomy places the organism in Eukaryota, Metazoa, Chordata, Amphibia, Anura, Ranidae.